Molecule: messenger RNA, 486 nt
Organism: Tripterygium wilfordii
Lineage: Eukaryota; Viridiplantae; Streptophyta; Magnoliopsida; Celastrales; Celastraceae
Exons: 1
Coding region: 1-486 (161 amino acids)
Source: RefSeq, a predicted model, not a curated record
AUGGGAGAUGCUGUUAGAUGGCCCGACAAAUUACGUAAACCGCUAGAUCAAAGGGAUACUUCCAAAUGGUGUGAGUUUCAUAACGAUUACGGGCAUACAACAGACGACUGUUUCACCCUCAAAAAAGAAGUAACUCAAUUACUUAAGAAAGGUUAUCUUCGGGAUUUACUAUCCGAAAGAGGAAGAGCGGCGAUGUCCCAAGCUGAAAAACGAGAAGAGGAACAGAAGCCACUACCACCAGAGAAGACGAUUAACGUAAUAUUUGGUGGAUCAGAGAUUAGCGGAAUUACACAUUCAUCGGCAAAGAAACAAGUCAAGCAGACAGAAAAUUCUGAGGUAUGGAAUGAUAAGCCGAUGAUACAAUUCACGAGACAAGUUAUCAGCUUCACAGACGAUGAGAUGACAAGGCUACUCAAUCCACAUGAUGAUGCCCUGGCAAUGGGACUUUCAGAAGCAGAACAUCAGCUUACAAGCAUGGGAUCGUAA